GCCGUUUUGUUUAUUAUUUAAGAUUUUGUAAGCUGUGAUUUUGGAUCUAUUUAAACUUCUGUAUUUUUCAUACUUUAAAAUUUAUGGCAAAGGCGCUUAAACUGGAUAUAGUUUGAACUCCACGACCAUUUAUAUUUGUGACAAGUCUAUAAAAAAAACCCGUUUAUUCUAACAACUACCGUUCUAGUUCUUGGAAAGCAUGUCAAUACAUGAAAAUUCGGCGGUGACAUUGAAGCAGGCGCUUGAUUUUGAUUUUAAAAUGACUCCCUAAAUUUCAUAAACGAAGGCUUGCUGGGAAAAUAUUCACUUUAUUUAACAGAUUAUUGUAAGGGAAUAGUGAAAUAUGUCAAUUUAAAUUGAGUGUUAUUGAUACUACCUACAACAGUGAAUUGUCACAAUAUGAUGAUCAAUAAUCAAGUUAUCCUUGAAGAGGAUUAUGAUGAAAAUUACGAGCCUACUCCUGAUGAGGUGCUAGAGUACGCUACAAUAAUUGGUAUUGAUUUAAAAACAGAACAACAUUUACUGUAUAUUGCCAAAGAGGGUAUAAAUGCCCCCUUACCUGAAAACUGGAAACCAUGCCAAGAUCAGAACAAGGAUAUUUAUUAUUUUAAUUUUGCUACUGGUGAGAGUAUCUGGGAUCACCCUUGUGAUGAAUUUUAUCGUAAAAUGGUGGAUGAAGAAAGAAAAAGACAUCUUCUUACCAAAAACACUGGCAUUAAUAAAGGUAAAGGAAAAAUAGCUAAAGAAAUCAACAAAAAGAAAGGAAAAAUGUCACCGUAUCUGGGACCUUUGAAAGCAGAACAAAGUUUAGGAACUCCUGCUCUGCAUAGAGGUGGUGCUUUAAAUCCUAUUAAAACAUCUGAAAGUCUGGGACAGUCAGGAAAGUUGACAUCAUCUGCUCAGUUAGCAUCAUCAGAACAGUUAGCACCAAUGAGAGGAUCGGCUGGUUCCAGUCAUCAGAGUUCUUCAGUGAAUUUAAAGAAAGGAAGUAUAAAUACAUCUGGUACAUACGAGUCCAAUAAAAGUAUGAAUAUGACCAGUAGUAUCAGUAUACCCGUUUACUCUACAGAAUAUGAAAAUGAGGAUGAUGAACCUAGAGUGAGUGUAAAUGUUAUGGAUAUGUCUGCAUUAGGUUAUCAUGAUGAGAUGGAUGGUGUAAAGGAACCAGCUCGGAUCAGAAUCGAAUCAGAUACUGAUAGUGAAGAUUAUGGAAAAGAUGUGGAUUUUGGUAUUGAUAAGAAUUUAUCAGACCGAAUUAGAGAGUUAGAGCCUGAAUUGAGAGGAUCAUGGGAGAAAGACCUGGAAGGUACAUUAUCAUUGAAAUCAACAGCUAGAGGUGAUGAUGCUGGUAAAAUCAGUCCAUUGGUAGAUGAUGACAGAAUUAGACGAUCUGAAAAAUUGGCAAAUGCUGCUGAAAGUCAAGCAGACGCAGAGAGAUUGAAAGAAGAGGAACAUAUAUAUAGAACAGCUAAUGAUAAAGCUGUAGAGGAAAUGAGAAAAAAAUUGAAUAGAGAAUUGGAGAAUGCUAAAUUGGAAUUAUUAGAGGAUAAAGAUGCAAGAUUAAAAAGAUUAAAGAGAGAAAUAUUAGAAGAACAAGAAGAAGAAGAGAGAAAAUUGAGACAAGAUAAAGAAGAAAGUGUGCAAAAUCUACAGGCUAGUUUAAAAGGAUAUAUGAAAAAAAGCCAGGCUAAUCUACAAUAUGAUGGACAGACAGAUUUAGCUAAAAUAAAGGAGGAAUGUCAACAACAACAGAAAGAAGAAGAAAUGAAGCUGCGAGAUCAAAUGGAAAGAGCUUUAGCUAGAUUAAGAGAAGAGGUUGCAUCAUUACAUAAAGAAGAACAAGCUAAAUUAGAAGAAGAGAAAUCAAAAGCUUUAGACAAACUUCAUACACAGGUGGACAGAGAUAUUAGUGGUGAAAAAGAAAAAUUAGAAAUGGAAACCGAACAAGAGAUUAAUAAAAUACGAAGUAAACAUCAGCAAGAAUUGGAUAAUAUGAAAGAUGAGAUGGAAAGAAAACACAGAAAUAAAGUAGAAAAUCUUAGAAUGGAAUUAUCAGAAAAGCAUGAAGAGACAAUAGAAGACAUGAAAAAAGAAAUUUUACAUUUACAAGUAAAAGAACAAGAACAGCUGGAACAUGAACUAGAAGCUACAAGAAAACGACAGAAAGCUAUUGAUGAUCUUGACAGAGGACUAGAAGAAGUAUUAAAUGAAAGACGUCAAGAAUUAAAACAACAACAUCAGAAAGAAACAACACGAUUAAAAUCAGAACAUGAAGAUUAUAUGACUAAAUUAAAAGAUGAUUACAGUGACAAGAUUAAAAAAGAGAAACAGAAACUACUAUCUACUCUGGAUACAGAACGUAAAAAACUAGAAAAACAACAUGCAAGAGAGAUAGAAGAUAUAAGGAAAGUCUAUGCCAGAAAAAAAGAAAAUUUACAAGAACAAUUUGAAGAUGAGGAAGAGGAAAUUAAAGUAAAAUCCAACGAAAUAGAUAGGAAAAAAUUACUAUUAGAAAAAUCAGUGAAAAAUAUUGAAGCUCAGGAAAAGUUGUUAGCUGACAAAAGGAGGGUAUUUUCAGAAGAUCUGGAUAGAUUUGGAAAAGAACAAGAUGAGACAUUCUUUAACCGAGCUACACCAUUAUCUACCAAUGAAUUAGCUAGGAUGAGAGAGGAAAGAAAACAGUUGUUGGAAGAAAUAAGAACAGAGAGAAAAGAAUUAGAAUAUGUUAAAUCUGAUAAAAGAAAUAUGGAAAGUGAAGUACUAGAGUUAAAGAUAGCUAAAGAUCAGAAUUCCAGAAAGUUAAAUGAAUUAAAGAAGAAAUUAGGUGAAUUUGAAGAUAUAAAGGAUAGAUUAGAUGAUGAAGUUGAUUCACCAGGUAAAUUAAAGAUGGAUGAUUUAUGUGAAACACCUAAGCCUAAACCUAGAAAUAGAGCAUCAUAUUCAUUAUUCAGUGAUGAUGAAAAUACAGAAUCACAUGGAUUACCAGAUGUCCAUAUAAAGAAAUCUAAAUCAGUUCAUAUUUCAAGUGAAAUAAAGGAAGUUUAUGAUGAACUUUUCUCUGGUGAUGAUGAUUCAAUUCUAGACUAUGUAGAUAAGAAUGUAAGAGAUCAUCUACAGAAAGAGAGUGAUUCCAUCAAUAAGGCUAAAGAAUUUUUACGCAAACAAAGACAUUCUUUACAAAGGCGUAAGAUGGCUUUAGAAGCUGCCAAUGAAGAAAUGGAAAAAGAUGCCAAAAAAUCGGUAGAAGAGAUUGAUGGAGAUAAUUAUGUAUUAGAUGAUGUGAGAAUUAGUUUAGGUUUAGAAGCUUUAAAACUAGAUCAGAUGGAAACUAACAUGAAGGCUGGUGUCAGAUUAUUGAAAGAAAAAGAAACUAAAUUACGACAAUUUGAUGCUAAACAUAGAGAUGUGAUUACUGAAAGUGAAAACCAAUUUCAUUCUUUUGAAAGAAAAUGGCAGCCAUUAAGAUUACCUACAUUAGAUAUAAGUGAUGAUGAUGCUAGUAGUGGUGUUAGUAGUACAGAUUUUAGUCUCGAUAAUUUUAUACGAGGUCUAUCUAUACCUGAAUAUGUCCCGGGAUUUACCAAAAUGGUACCAUCAACAAGUAUACCACCUGUUAGUGAAAAUGGCACAGAUACAAGUUAUUUAGCUCAUACUCUCUUUAAAAUAAACAAUGAUUUAUCACAAGUAUUAUCUGCCCUACAUAAGCAAGGGGCAGCACAAAUACCAUCUUCACCUAAUACACCAUCUUCCACAGCUCCCCGUUUGCCAUAUGAAAUUCCACAUCCUCCACCACAUGCAAGUCCAGCUAUAAUGAGACCACCAUCCAUUUAUGACACAACUAAUCCUUAUACCAUGAGAAGUCCUUAUCAUAAAGUAGAUUAUGGUACUACUAUGGUGUUAACGGCUGAACAGUCUUUAGAAAGAAAAUGGAGAAAAUACUUUGGUGAUCGUAAACCUGUUAUUACAUCUUCCACUACUAAUGUUGGUUAUGGUCAUACACCUGUCAGAGAACAGUUGCGUAAUCAUCGAGUAAAUUUAAUGGAAUCUCAAAAAUUGAACAGUACGUCCACUGAAGAUAGAUUACUAGAACAUAAGCAAUGGUUACAACGCUUUCAACAAGAUAUCAACAUGAGUAACUCAUUCUUAAAUAAAGUUUUCGCCUCUAAUGAUGGCUCUGUUAACAGUAUAGGUAAUGUAUCUGUAGAACCAAUAUCAUCUACACCAACUAAAGUAAGAACAGCACCACAACUUGUUCUAGAUGAUUAUAAUCAAAUACAUGUUCAACAACAUUAGUAAAUAUAUUAGUAGCUGUUUUCCAUGAGUAUGUGUUACACUUUAUAACAUAAGCAAUAUUUAUGUUCUACAAACAGCAGAUUCAUUAAUAAUGUUAUAGGGUCAGGGUGCCCAUGGAAAAAGAAAGGCUGUUAAGUAUGAAAACCAAAUGCCAAAAUGUUAAGCUUGUCUGAAAGUUUCAACCCAAAAUAUAGAGCUGUUUGGAUAUGUUCAAAUCAGGUUACAUAACUCUUUUCAAGAACUAGGCUUACCUCCCGGUUUCCAUUGAAUGACUUGAUAAAUAUGACUAGGUAUUUCUCAGUAGUAAACUGGAAAACAUCAAAGAAAG
Molecule: messenger RNA, 4621 nt
Organism: Patella vulgata (common limpet)
Lineage: Eukaryota; Metazoa; Mollusca; Gastropoda; Patellidae
Product: centrosomal protein of 164 kDa
Exons: 34
Coding region: 400-4293 (1297 amino acids)
Molecular function (GO): protein binding
Source: RefSeq, a predicted model, not a curated record